AUGGAGGGCCGCGACGUCAAGAUCCCUUGGUACUUCCUCUGUCCAAUGUCCCUGCAGAUCAUGAGGGACCCCGUGUCGACCAUGACGGGCAUAACCUACGAGCGCGAGAGCAUCGAGAAGUGGCCUUCCAAGUCCUCCAGCAACGGCGCGGCCACCACUUGCCUAACCAGCCGUCGCCGAGGGUUCCAGCCUCACCCCGAACCACACGCUCCUUCGGCUCAUCCAGGCGUGGUGCGUCAGCAACGCGAAGAACGGCGUCGACCGGAUCCCGACCCUGAAGUCGUCCUUCGAGAGUGUUGCGUCUUGAAGCUGGUGAAGGAGCUCGUAGCCGAGCACUCGAUUGUCGAGGCGAUGAAAGAGUUGGAAGAACUGGCAGAGGAGAACAAGCGAAACCGGACGUGCAUGGUCGGGCACAGAGCAACCGUCGAAGCAAAGAGUGAAGAAGUGACACCCAAGCGAGUGCUGGAGCGGAAAGUGAGUGACCACGGGAGAGAGUGA
Molecule: messenger RNA, 498 nt
Organism: Eucalyptus grandis
Lineage: Eukaryota; Viridiplantae; Streptophyta; Magnoliopsida; Myrtales; Myrtaceae
Product: E3 ubiquitin-protein ligase PUB22-like
Exons: 1
Coding region: 1-498 (165 amino acids)
Biological process (GO): protein ubiquitination
Molecular function (GO): ubiquitin protein ligase activity
Source: RefSeq, a predicted model, not a curated record